AUGCCCUAUGUAAGCCCUCGAACGGCCGAGGUCCAGCCCAUCCAGCAUCAGGACAUCGUACCAAGGUCUUGGACAGUACCAUUUGCAACCGAUCAUUCAUCCACUGUACUCCCAAAUUUCAUUUUUAUUGCUACGAGAAGAAGCAGAUCAACAACUGGAGUGACUGCUGGAGUAACAUCCACCACUGCGAAAAAUGGGGAAUUAAGUUACGUUGAAUCGAACGAAGAACACUCGUGGGAUAGUAUAAAACUUCAAAAAUUAGAUGCGCGAACAAACGCAUGGUCGAAAAAUAAUGAAAACUCUUCGGACGACAAUAUCGAAAUUGUAAAUGACGAAAACAGUGGUAUACCCGAAGGAAAAUCAUACGGCGAGAUACCAAAUCCAAUUUCAAUACCAAAACCAAAUCCAGUUUUGCCGACUUACAAGCCAUCACCUCUUCCACCAUUGCCACCGGGUUGUUUAACGUCGAGAGGACAAUUUUCAAGUCCAAAAAGUUGUGCUAAUUAUUUGAAUUGUUGGGACGAUGCUGUGGUCGAACAAACAUGUCCCAAUGGAUUGCUUUUCAAUGAUUUUUCUAAUGUUUGCGACUUUGAUUACAACGUUAAUUGCGGAAGCAGACCCCUUCCAACACCGAAACCACCACUACCGCCAAGUUCAAAGUUUUGUCCAACGCCGUACGGACAUUACCGUAGCUCAACGAACUGCUCAGAAUUCUACGUUUGUCUGGCCAGUAAACCCAUCAAAUUCGGUUGUCCUCAAGGAUUGGUCUACAAUGACGAAUUAGGCGUUUGUGAUUAUGUUCGUAACGUCGACUGUAAAGGUAGUGCCACACCGAAACCGCAACCAUCAACAACUCAAUCUUGGUCAACAGCUUCCCCAGUUUCUUCUCAGAAUCCUUCUUAUCCUUCUUAUCCUUCAAAUCCUUCGCAAUCUCCCUAUCCAACGCAACAACCUUCCUACGUUCCGCAGCAACCUACAAGACCACCAAGUCCUUAUCUUGCAACUUCUUGGGGAAGUAACGUCAACGUAGAAUCAUGGCAACAACGAUCUAACCAACAAGACGUACAAAAAGAAGAAGAUAAAGAGAUAGUCACUUCGAAACCAGAAACGUUACAGGAAUCACCGGAAUCGAGUAUAACGAAUCCAUGGACCGUUCUUCAUACCAUACCAGCAUCUAUGAGCAAAGUUCCAUGCACGGAUGGUGAUCUGCAUAAACUCGAUGAUGCUUGCACCAGCGUAAUCGUUUGUAGGCUUGGUCGACCACAAUUAGUACGAUGCACGACGGGGAUGAUUUAUGAUAGACCAACGGACUCCUGCAAACCCUUUGUCAUUGCAAAAUGUUAA
Messenger RNA from Polistes dominula (European paper wasp), 1344 nucleotides. RefSeq lists its product as uncharacterized. Gene Ontology annotation, molecular function: chitin binding. Gene Ontology annotation, cellular component: extracellular region. Lineage: Eukaryota; Metazoa; Arthropoda; Insecta; Hymenoptera; Vespidae. The record is from RefSeq and is a predicted model, not a curated record.